Messenger RNA from Trichoderma aggressivum f. europaeum, 393 nucleotides. RefSeq lists its product as uncharacterized. Gene Ontology annotation, cellular component: FANCM-MHF complex. The record is from RefSeq and is a predicted model, not a curated record. The coding region runs from base 1 to 393 and encodes 130 amino acids. The transcript has 2 exons. Gene Ontology annotation, biological process: DNA repair; kinetochore assembly; replication fork processing. Gene Ontology annotation, molecular function: protein heterodimerization activity. NCBI's taxonomy places the organism in Eukaryota, Fungi, Ascomycota, Sordariomycetes, Hypocreales, Hypocreaceae.
AUGCCACCUAAACAAUCUUCCACCGGAGCUGGACGCGGCCGGCCAGCCAAGGCAAACAAAGCUCAACCGCCUGCUCGCAAUGCCUCGGAGUCUAGUAACCCGUUCGAGUCCUCAGAUGACCAGGCCCCAGAGGCAAACCAAGCAAUAAACAUAGAGGAAGAGCAAACAGAGCCAGAAAAGUCAAUUCCUAAAGCGCUGCUGACCCGGCUUCUGCACGAAUUCUUCACCAAGGAGGCUACGAGGAUGUCGAGAGACGCCAACACGGCGGUGAGCAAGUACGUUGAUAUCUUCGUUCGAGAGGCGAUCGUAAGAACAGCUGUCGAGAAGCCAGGCGGGUUCCUAGAGGUCGAAGACCUAGAAAAAGUCACGCCUCAACUGCUGUUGGAUCUUUAG